UUUUUAUUUGAAUUUAAUUAAGUAAUUCGAAGAUGAUACUGGUUUAAGAUUUUUUUUAGUAAGUUCUUUAAUAGUUAAAUUCGGUCGUAAACUCAUAUACUGUACAAUAUUGAUUUACAACAUGAUAAAUUAAUAUUUACAUUUAAUUAAUAAUUUCUUCGGUUCCAGCUCGAUAAAAUAUAUAUUAAAUUGUUAAAUUGAUAAUUUAAUAUUUUAUUAAUUUUGACUGUAUUAGCUUAUAGAAAUUUAACUGUAUAUACAAAUUUAAAUAUAAUUGUAAUUAUAAUUCAAGUCUAUAUCGCCACACCGUGACAUCGAUUUUUUCUUCCCCUCUCUCUCUCUCUUGCGUCGAUUCACCGCGGUUUCUCUCUCUAAAAUUUCUCCGAACACGUUGCCGCCCCUGCUCCACCGGUAACUGUUGCUUUUUACAUCUGAAAUACAUAAACCCAGUGUGAAUUGAGAUUGAAGUGGAUAAAUGGACAGCGAGAAGAAGCUGAUAUACCACGAGAGGCAACGAUUGCAGUUUUGUUUAUUGCACUCCCUCAACAAUCUAUUCCAGGAGAAAGAUGCGUUUACUCGAGAGAAUUUGAAUGCCAUUGCUGAAAAACUUGACCUCGAGGACCCAAACAAGACCACCCGGACCCCAUUGUCUGUAAUCUUUAAGCCUCACCAUAACGUACUGACUGGGAAUUACGAUAUUAAUGUACUCAUUUCUGCACUUGAAGAGAGGGGUAAAACGGUAAUUUGGCAUGAUCGCCGUUCUGGUGCAUCUUCAAUUGAUCUUGAUGGAGAUAAAUUAUUUGGCAUUAUAAUUAACGUCCGUGUAAGAAGGUACGGUGGUCUAUGGAAAGGUAGGCAUUGGAUUACACUGAGAAAAAUCGAAACAGUUUGGUACAAUUUGGAUAGCGAUUUUUCCGCUCCUUACCCUUUUAUAAACACAGAAGAAACUAGGGAGUUUUUGGACGGUGUUAUAUCAACGAGCGGAGAGCUUUUGCUCGUCAUGAAUGGUGAAAAUAAUGAAAUGUGAAAAAAACAGAAACGGGAUAAAAUUUAGCUUUAAGGCGUGGAUUUUUUUACGUGUUGCCACUGAUUCCCCGAUUCGUUUUUUUUUUUUUUGUGGGUUUAGAUAAUCAUAUUUCGUAUAAUCUUUACCCAGGAAAAAGAUUCAUGUAAAUACAAUUUCAGAAUCAUAAUUGAAAUGUAGAGUUUGUGUUGAACUGUUUGUAAAAUAAUAUGUUGUUUGAUUUUGCUCUGGAUUGAAUGUACCUGCAUAUCUGUCUCUACUGAUUGAUAUCUUGAAGUUUUAUGA
Erythranthe guttata (spotted monkey flower) is the source of this 1309-nucleotide messenger RNA. It is a transcript of the gene JOSL, whose product is annotated as JOSEPHIN-like protein. NCBI's taxonomy places the organism in Eukaryota, Viridiplantae, Streptophyta, Magnoliopsida, Lamiales, Phrymaceae. Gene Ontology annotation, biological process: protein deubiquitination. The record is from RefSeq and is a predicted model, not a curated record. Gene Ontology annotation, molecular function: cysteine-type deubiquitinase activity.